AUGCAUUUCUCCAGCUACCUACUCAUAUCGGCUCUUGCCAUGGUUGCAAACGUUGCAACCGCCUCCCCACCUCCACUCAACGAGCUUAGUCGUCCAGCACUCAAAGACUCAACCAUUCUGCGCUCGACAGUGAGCUGCCCUGACUGCCCUGAGAGAAACUGCUACAAGUGUACUCUCGGCCACAACAACACCCUCCUUGCCAACACCGGCGGCCUAGCCUACAUCCGCACUCUUGUCGGCUUCCAGCUCCCUGUCCCAACCAAGAAGGUCAAGAAGUGCACCGUCCAGUUCCCUGCUUUUGUCCAACGAAUCCAAACGGCAAUCAACGUGACCGUCUCUGAAGCUAUGUCCUCAAACUGGGAUGAAGAUACCGUCACUGGCGAAAACGCCCCCGACAGCGGAGAGCCCUUCUCCUCCCUUCUUGUCCCAGCUUUGAACAACAUGGGUCCUCUCGAUGUCACCCAGGCAUGCAAGGCUGCUGCUGAUAACGGUGACUUUUCCAUCUUUGUCGGCACCCAGUUUGGCCGAAUCGAGAUCUGGUCCAAGGAUUCCGGCAACCCAGCCAUCCUUCAUACCUACUACAAGUGA
Molecule: messenger RNA, 588 nt
Organism: Microsporum canis CBS 113480
Lineage: Eukaryota; Fungi; Ascomycota; Eurotiomycetes; Onygenales; Arthrodermataceae
Exons: 1
Coding region: 1-588 (195 amino acids)
Source: RefSeq, a predicted model, not a curated record